Molecule: messenger RNA, 2027 nt
Organism: Daldinia vernicosa
Lineage: Eukaryota; Fungi; Ascomycota; Sordariomycetes; Xylariales; Hypoxylaceae
Product: ring finger protein
Exons: 3
Coding region: 358-1956 (532 amino acids)
Biological process (GO): positive regulation of proteasomal ubiquitin-dependent protein catabolic process; ubiquitin-dependent protein catabolic process; protein polyubiquitination
Cellular component (GO): cytoplasm; ubiquitin ligase complex
Molecular function (GO): ubiquitin conjugating enzyme binding; zinc ion binding; ubiquitin protein ligase activity
Source: RefSeq, a predicted model, not a curated record
UGUCUAACCUGCACACGUGUAAACCGACGACGGUAGACGGUACCCGAAGAAGCAAACCUCCACGUACGGGCGGUCCCUGAUCACCAAAUUCUCAAGGACAAACGGGUAUACCAGUAACGUUUAUUUACUGUUGCACGUCGUGCCUUUGAGCAACCUCCGAUAUCCAUCCUCCGAGGCUCGUCGGCGGCGAGCAUCCCCAAGCCAACAUUACCAACCGACAAGAUUCCUCCCACAACGAGGAAGCGGAAAGCCGCUGAGGCGAAACUAUCCGCAGACACCCCCGAGGCCAUUCCCAUCAAACGAGUCCUCGCCUCAGCAGCUGCUACAGACGCAGCGCCCCCAACUCCGAUUACCGGCAUGGAUUCAGACGAGGAUUUCGUCUCGACUAUUUCUAGUGGAGAUGAUAUUAUGCAAGACGACACCGACAAUGAUGACAUGUCGGGUGCCGAGGACUUCGAUGUAUUCGACGACGAACCCGAUGACGUGCCCGGCAUUCCUUCGCAGAAGUCCGAUAAGAAGAAAGGCGUGUCGUUUGACAUCAGCUACAAAGUAUACACGCCUCACGACAUAGAACAUCAACAAGAAGAAAUGAUCGACGAAGUUAACAUGAUCUUGGAGAUGACUAAAGAGGACGCCGCUAUUCUAUUGCGCCACUUUAGAUGGAAUAAGGAGCGCUUAAUCGAAGACUAUAUGGAUAACCCAACCAAGGUCCUGGAGGCAGCCGGUCUAGGUCCCAGCUCCUCCGCGCCACCUAAAUUAGAGGUCAUACCAGGUUUUGCUUGCGAUAUAUGUUGCGAAGACGAGGAAGGCCUUCUUAGUUUCGCUAUGAAAUGCGGUCACCGUUAUUGCGUUAAUUGCUACCGGCAAUAUCUUACGCAGAAGAUCCGCGAGGAGGGCGAGGCAGCCCGUAUUCAAUGUCCCGCCGAGGGUUGCCACCGUAUUAUCGAUGCGCGGACCUUGGAUUUGCUAGUGACAACCGAACUUGCCGACCGAUACCAAGAGUUACUCAACCGUACGUAUGUUGAGGAUAGAGAUGCCCUUAAGUGGUGUCCUGCUCCCGACUGCGAGAACGCGGUUGAGUGUGCUAUCAAGAAAAAGGACCUAGACAAGGUAGUACCGACGGUUGCUUGUGCCUGUGGCAACAGAUUCUGUUUUGGCUGCAUACUUAGUGAUCAUCAGCCAGCGCCUUGCGAGCUUGUUAAAAGGUGGUUAAAGAAGUGUGCGGAUGAUAGCGAAACUGCUAACUGGAUUUCUGCCAAUACCAAAGAAUGCCCCAAAUGUAACUCGACAAUUGAAAAGAACGGGGGUUGUAACCACAUGACAUGCCGAAAAUGCAAGCAUGAGUUUUGCUGGAUGUGCAUGGGCUUAUGGUCGGAGCAUGGCACGAGUUGGUACAAUUGCAACCGAUUUGAGGAGAAGAGCGGGACGGAAGCGCGCGAUGCUCAGGCAAAGUCACGGGUGUCUCUGGAGCGAUACCUACACUACUAUAAUCGGUACGCAAACCACGAGCAGUCGGCGCGUCUAGACAAGGAUAUCUACCAGAAAACGGAGAAGAAGAUGGUACAAUUACAGACGGCAUCGGGCAUGUCAUGGAUCGAAGUACAAUACCUAAACUCGGCGUCGCAGGCGUUGCAGACGUGCCGGCAGACUCUAAAGUGGACUUACGCGUUCGCUUUCUACCUAGCUCGGAAUAACCUCACGGAGAUUUUCGAGGACAACCAGAAAGAUCUUGAGCUUGCGGUCGAGGCAUUAUCAGAGAUGUUCGAGAAGCCAAUUUCUGAGUUGUCGGCGCCCAAGCUCAAGGUUGAUAUCAUGGACAAGACAGCUUACUGCAACCGUCGACGGGUUAUUCUGUUGGAGGACACAGCGGACAACUUAGCUAAUGGGCGAUGGACCUUUAACGUAGACCUAAAGAGCAACGCUCCGGGAGCGAGCGGGACCAGUUCUCGCGGAUAAAUUGUAUUGUGUGUAACAGCAUCGAUAGAUAGAGCGUGGCCAUGGCCGGAGUUUGGAACGGGGUAUCAUUA